Molecule: messenger RNA, 2264 nt
Organism: Hirundo rustica (Barn swallow)
Lineage: Eukaryota; Metazoa; Chordata; Aves; Passeriformes; Hirundinidae
Gene: UBXN11
Product: UBX domain protein 11
Exons: 12
Coding region: 90-1436 (448 amino acids)
Biological process (GO): proteasome-mediated ubiquitin-dependent protein catabolic process
Molecular function (GO): ubiquitin binding
Source: RefSeq, a predicted model, not a curated record
UUGAUGGAUCACCUGCUCUCCCCUGCCUUCUCUUUCCCUUGGUACAACUGUUCUAUUUCCUUCCCUGCUUUUGGAGAAGCUGUGUCCAAAUGCUGACCUCUUCUCUUCCUUUUUCAGGAGAUGCCAGGCUGUCUCCUAGGACAAGGCACCCUCUGCUCCUGCUGCAGGGGACAACACUGAGCAAGAACAUGGAGGCUCACGCCGACGUGGAGCUCGCAGCCUCUCUGGCAGAAAAAAUCUCUCUGUUGGAACAAAAAAUAGAGAAACAAGCACGAGAAAUCCAGCUGAAGGAUGGGAGGAUUGCUGAACUCGAGGAGAAGAUAAAGACUCUUCAAGAAAGAGAAGAUUCUUCUGACUCAUCCACCACAGAAGAUCUGGAAAUGAGGUGCCUUCAGCUGCAGAGCCAGGUCUGGGAGAUGGAGCGGUUCCUGAAUGACUACGGUCUGAUUUGGGUUGGAGAGACACGGGACCAGCUGGGAGAUCCAGAAUCAUUCCAGGAUGAAGAGGAGCUGCCAGCAAGGAACCUCUGCAAGGGUGAAGCCGUUGUUUGCAAACACCAGAUUGAUUUUGAUUUAAUCUUGGAGAACAUUAAGGAUUUGAACUCGCUGGUCGGAGAGGGCAUUUCUCAGAUCGAGCACACGCCACGGGGCGCUCGGCUGAGGCGGCCAGAGCCCCUCCCUCUCACCCUGUACCAAAAUGGGAUCGUCAUGGGACACGGAGCCUUCCGACCCUACCAGCACCCAACCACGCAGCAAUGCCUGCAGGACAUCAUGGAUGGUUAUUUCCCCUCAGAGCUGCAGCCACGCUACCCUGACGGUGUCCCCUUGCAGGUCACUGACAGGAGGGACGUGGUGUUUCAGAAGCCAGACCUUCCAGGGAGUUUUCCUGGCCUUGGCCAGGUGGUGGGUACUUCAGAAUCCAACAAAGUGCAGGAAACUUCCAUGAUCCCAGGUCCCAAAGCCUCCUUGGAGCAGGCUCCCAACAAGAUUUCCAAGCCCCUGAAGCACAGAUGGAGAGCGGGCAGUGCCCGAGGCGUGGCCAGAGCAGCGCCACAGGGCUCUGAUGGGCAGCAGAGCAGCAAAGAAAUCCUGGUGGAAACACCUGGGCUGGCUGCCCUGGAGAGGGUGAAGCCAGCUGAGGAGGCUGAAACUCCUGCUGCUGCUUUCUGCACUCUGCGCAUCAGAUCCGAGAGCGGGGAGCAGACGUACGAGGUGAGGAUGCUGCUCACAGACACCAUCGGGGACCUGCGCCAGCACCUCGCCCACAUCAGGGGUGGAAACUUGGACUCGUAUGAGAUCAUCAGCACCUUUCCCCAGAGGGUGUACACGGACAACUCCAGGAGCCUGCAGGAAUGUGGGCUGGGCCCCAGUGCCUCCCUGCUGCUUCGGAGGAGAGACCCCUCCCAGCAGGAGGGGAGGGGGCUGCAAACAGCCUGAGCUGCUCAGCCCCAGCUCUGCACAGGGAGGGAGCUGCCUCUCACCUUACCCAACCUGCCCUGGCUGGGAAAAAGGAGAAGUUUUCUUUCCAGAUUUAGUUUCAGUGUGCCAUUACCUGGGAUGGAGAAGAGCUGGGAGCAGCCAUUUGGCCGCUCCCUUUGGCAGAGGGGGCCAGGCCAGUCCUGAUGCCUCCCAGGGGCUGCUGUUCCCCAGGACAGGUGGGUCCCGACACAGGGACACUUCCACCAGCUCACCUGGGCUCCAGCCUGGCUCCUCAUCUCUGUGCAGGGCAACACAGGCUGACCCCUGCCCAGGGGAGCCUGCCAGCUUCACCCAGCACUGGGCAGUUGCUUAGCUGGGCUCAGGCACUCUGGAGUAGCAGGAUGGACGCACAGCCAGGGGCAGUUUGCUUUCUACACACACUGCUCCCUACACAUUUCACCUGCACUGACACCAGCGGACAAACAGGCUCAGUUCCACGGUCUCUGUUGGAGCUAAACCUGAAGGCCUUGAGCCAUUGCAGUGCUGGGGCUGAGCCAGGCUCAACUCAGCCGGGAGAUCCUGCUGCUGGGUUUCCUGUACGUGCACAGCUCCUUCCCUUGGACAGCCCCCAGCUGCAGCGGGGCCCAGGCUCAGCCUGCCUGGAGGAACCCGCCCUCCUCCUCCCGCUGCCGGCGCUGGAUGCUGCAACAGGACACCGUGUCAUUGGAGACGAGCACAAUCCCUCCGCGGCGUCUCUGCCGAACCCUGAAUAAAGCAUCUUCCUCCCUCUCCCGUGGGCUGGGGCUGCACUUUUCCCUUUCCAUUUUCCCCAGCACAUUCUUCCCA